Messenger RNA from Cydia amplana, 895 nucleotides. RefSeq lists its product as uncharacterized. The record is from RefSeq and is a predicted model, not a curated record. NCBI's taxonomy places the organism in Eukaryota, Metazoa, Arthropoda, Insecta, Lepidoptera, Tortricidae. Bases 54 to 860 code for a protein of 268 amino acids. The transcript is spliced from 5 exons.
AAUGUCUUAGAUCAGGUUUGAUAUCACAUAGGACACUACGUAUUCAAUGAAAGAUGGGGUUAAUAUUGAUGAAGUUAAUUUUAGUCACGGUGUGUGCUGUAAGUGUCAGCGGGAGGCGCUUGCCGACUGGCCGAAAGAACACCACGGAAACUGAUGAUCAUCAAAACAACCCGUUAUUAUGUUCUAUUUUGUUAGCGGAGUGUCACUACAGCGACCCGGCGGUGAGCAAGUGCAUCGAGCGCGUGGCGACGGCGGCGCGCAGCGUGCUAGCUCGCGGCGCGCCCGCGCUGGGCGUGCAGCCGCUCGAGCCGCUGCGCGUGCCCAGCAUCCGCCUGCGCCAGCACAACGUGCCCGCGCGCAGCUUCAAGUACGACGCCUGGCUCGCCGACGUCACGCUCCACGGACUCACAGACUACUCCUUCAACCGAUUAGAUGUUUACCCGGAAGAGCUGAAGGUCACCACGAACAUCAGCCUGCCGCUGCUGGCCAUGUUCAGCGAGUAUGUGAUACUGGGGGAAUUCCAAAUGCUACCCGUUGAAUCUACUGGGAAGAUGUCUGUAAAUUUCACUCAGUGUACGGCGUCGAUCGAGGCGGUGGGCGCGCGCGCGCACACGCGGCUGGUGGUGCGCGACGCCGCCGUGCGCCUGCGCUGCGCGGGCCCGCUGCGCGCGGACCUCAUGGACGCGCACUCCUCCACCGGCGAGAUGGAAAUGAUAACGGAGCACAUAGCGCGCAUGCACGCCGGCGACAUCGCCGGCGAGGUCCAGCCCGCGCUGGAGACGGCGCUGGCCAUGGUGCUGGAGGACGUGGCCAACAAGUUCCUCAAGCAUCUCCCUGCAGACUCCGUCUUCCCCAACUAGCACUAUUCAUGUACACUGGUAUUGCCUCAUUGACA